AUGAUUAGAUCUGAGACUCUGGAACCAUCUGUUGAAUCAUUGUCAACUUCUUUAAGUAAAAAUCAAAUGGAGAUUGUAAAUUCCCACAAUGAAUAUAGAAGAACAGUCAUUCCACCUGCCACCAACAUGGUAAAAAUGUCAUGGGAUCAUGAAGCAAUGAAAACAGCCCAAAAUUGGGCAAAUAAAUGCAUCUGGAAACACAGUCCACGUGAACUUCGAAGAACCAGUACAAGUAGUUGUGGUGAGAAUCUCUUUAAAUCAAGUAAUGCAGUUACAUGGACAACAGUAAUCAAUAGUUGGAAUAAUGAGAAGAAGGAUUUCAAGCAUGGAGUAGGACCAAGGACUCCUGGUGCAAUGAUUGGACAUUACACACAGAUUGUUUGGUAUUCUUCUGCACGUGUUGGAUGCGCAUUUGCCUAUUGUCCAAAUGAACAACUAAAAUAUUACUAUGUUUGCCAUUACUGUCCUGCUGGUAAUCUUCAGAGAAAGCAGCAUGUGCCUUACAUCAGUGGAACACGGUGUGCUGCCUGCCCUAAUGACUGUGACAAUGGACUAUGCAGUUUCCUGAACUCCACGAAGAAUCUGUUUGGAGGUGCUGGCGUCUGCAACAGAAUUGGCCCGCAACAAUAA
Molecule: messenger RNA, 630 nt
Organism: Suncus etruscus (white-toothed pygmy shrew)
Lineage: Eukaryota; Metazoa; Chordata; Mammalia; Eulipotyphla; Soricidae
Product: cysteine-rich secretory protein 3-like
Exons: 7
Coding region: 1-630 (209 amino acids)
Cellular component (GO): extracellular region
Source: RefSeq, a predicted model, not a curated record